Gymnogyps californianus (California condor) is the source of this 892-nucleotide messenger RNA. Its product is annotated as E3 ubiquitin-protein ligase RNF38. The record is from RefSeq and is a predicted model, not a curated record. NCBI's taxonomy places the organism in Eukaryota, Metazoa, Chordata, Aves, Accipitriformes, Cathartidae. The transcript is spliced from 7 exons. The annotation marks the transcript as partial.
AUGCUUCAGGCGUGCUCAGUCCAACAUCUACCAGUACCAUAUGCAGCGUUCCCACCUCUGAUUUCUAACGACCCAUUCCUUUUGCAUCCUCCUCACCUCUCUCCGCACCACCCGUCUCACCUGCCACCUCCAGGGCAAUUUGUUCCCUUCCAAGCACAGCAGUCACGUUCACCACUUCAAAGGAUAGAGAAUGAAGUAGAACUGCUUGGAGAACAUCUUCCUAUAGGAAGCUUUACCUACCCUCCAUCAACUCAUCCACCAACAUUGACUUCCUCAGCUCCUAUCCAGUUCUUAACCCAUGAUCCUUUACACCAAGAGGUUUCAUUUGGAGUUCCUUACCCACCUUUUAUGCCUCGAAGACUCACAGGGCGCAGUAGAUACCGAUCACAGCAACCAAUACCACCACACUCGUACCAUCCCAGCCUAUUACCAUAUGUGCUAUCAGUGCUUCCAGUGCCACCUGCAGUUGGACCAGCUUUCAGUUUUGAGUUGGACGUGGAAGAUGGAGAGGUAGAAAACUAUGAGGCACUGCUGAAUUUGGCAGAACGUCUAGGAGAAGCCAAACCUCGAGGACUGACAAAGGCAGACAUUGAACAGCUUCCAUCUUACAGGUUCAAUCCAAGCAAUCAUCAAUCGGAACAGACAUUGUGUGUAGUGUGUAUGUGUGACUUUGAGGCAAGGCAGCUACUUAGAGUCUUACCCUGUAACCACGAGUUUCAUGCCAAGUGUGUUGAUAAAUGGCUUAAGGCAAAUCGUACCUGCCCAAUUUGCAGAGCUGAUGCUUCAGAAGUGCAUCGUGAUUCAGAAUGACUAAUCUAAGAGCACAAAUCUGGUUUGGGUGUUCCUGGUCACAUGUAUAUAUGAACUAUCCAUUGAACUUACCCAUGUGGCU